Penaeus indicus is the source of this 1331-nucleotide messenger RNA. RefSeq names its product spermine synthase-like (gene Sms). Gene Ontology annotation, biological process: spermine biosynthetic process. NCBI's taxonomy places the organism in Eukaryota, Metazoa, Arthropoda, Malacostraca, Decapoda, Penaeidae. The transcript is spliced from 10 exons. Bases 115 to 1224 code for a protein of 369 amino acids. The record is from RefSeq and is a predicted model, not a curated record. Gene Ontology annotation, molecular function: spermine synthase activity.
AGCGAGGCGUCGAGGAAGGUGCACGCUGCUGCCGGUCGCUCCGUUCAUCAUUCUCUUUUUUUAUUAUCUCUUCCUUUAAAGACAUUCCUUUAGGAUAAAAUUUCCUGAGUAAAUAUGGCUGGUCACUCAGUUCCUGUGGACUUCAGGGUCAAUCCUGCAAAGAUCUCCAACCCUGUUGAGAGGAAAACUCUUCUCCAGGACAUGAUGCCAUUAAUUGAACCUUUUACUGGCUCACUCUCAGAGAUUUCUGUGUGUGAGGUGCCAGGUGGAAAUUUUGUUGCUCUCUAUGCUUCCGACACCAUGACAGUCUCAGUCAAGCUGUACUCCAAUGGUCUCGUCACGGCAACUGUUGAAUAUUACACCGACCAGGUCAACGAGCACAAGAUUGCUAAUGACCAUGGAAGGGCCUUGGAAAAGCAGCUCAUGGCAAAGUUUGGUUGCAGUGUGGCCAAGGUCUUACCAGCAAUCAAAAGGGCUCCCCCUGUCAACCCAUACUUUACAUCUUCAGAUGACAGGCUGCUUGAAUAUGAUGUUGAUGGUAUUGUCUUUGAGGAGCAGUCAGAAUUCCAGAAGGUGCAGAUAUACAGCACAAAGAGUUUUGGAAACAUCUUGGUCCUAGAUGACCUCCAAAACCUUGCAGAGCAGGACUUGCCAUACACCCAUGGUCUCAUGAACAAGGACAAGGAGGACUUUGCAGGGAAGGAAAUUCUGAUCCUUGGUGGUGGCGACGGAGCCCUUCUGUGGGAGCUGCUCAAGGAGAAGCCCAAAUUCGUCACCAUGAUUGACAUUGAUGACGUUGUGAUGAAAGCAUGUCGCAAGCACAUGAAGUCAGUUUGUGGCACUUGCAUGGACAACUAUGAUGGAGAGAACUACAAGAUAAUUGUAGGGGAUGCCAUUGCGUACAUGAAGGACUACAUAAAGGAGGGGAAACAAUUUGACUAUGUAUUUGGAGACCUCACAGAUGUACCCAUCUCCCCCACCCCUCGAGGGCAGCUCUGGGACUUCCUACGCACCAUUCUUGGUCUUGGGAUGCAGUGCGUGAAGCCGGGCACAGGAAAAUAUAUGACACAUGCCAUUGGAAUCCAGUGUGCAAGUGCUCUAAAAAUGUUCGAGGAGCAGUUUGAAGCCCAAGACAUCCCAGUGACUCUGACACGUACGAGCCAUUACGUGCCGUCUUUCAUGGAAUUCUGGUGCUUUUACCAAGCCACCCGCAAAGCAGCGUAGGGCAGGAUACAUAUUACUUAGGCUUGAUUUUGUUACAGCUAUACAAAAUGAAGUAUCGUGUUGCUGCUCUCCCUAGAUGAAGUAUAUACAUAAUGAAAUCUUUUAUA